This is a messenger RNA of Phytophthora nicotianae INRA-310, 1136 nucleotides long. RefSeq lists its product as hypothetical. The record is from RefSeq and is a predicted model, not a curated record. NCBI's taxonomy places the organism in Eukaryota, Oomycota, Peronosporomycetes, Peronosporales, Peronosporaceae. Gene Ontology annotation, cellular component: mitochondrion. Gene Ontology annotation, molecular function: 2 iron, 2 sulfur cluster binding. The transcript has 2 exons. Gene Ontology annotation, biological process: P450-containing electron transport chain. Bases 63 to 635 code for a protein of 190 amino acids.
AAGCAAGUGAAAGGUGCUGUGUGGCUCAAGACCAGCUCUCCUCCCUAUUAUCUGCCUACAAGAUGCUGGCCCGCGCUCUCCGAUCGUCUGCGCUGUCGCGCGCCGCGAGCCGCCGCUUCAUCGGUGGGUUCGCUGCUGAUGUGUCUGCACCCACCGUGUCUGAGAAAGUAGUGAACGUGGUGCUCGUGGACUACGAAGGCAACCGCCACGUGGUCAAGGGCCGCGCUGGACAGACACUCCGUCAGGCCUGUGAGAUGAACAAUGUGGGCUACAUCAAGGACGACUCGAUGGGCGGUGGAGGUGUGUACGAUGCUCGACGCGCCGACUUUUACACCGAGUCGCUCUUCGGCGAGGGCUCGACGUCCCCGCAGUCGCACGUUGUGGUGUCCAACGAAUGGAUCUCCAAACUGCCGCCUGCCAACAACCAGGAGCGCCACAUUAUCGACAAGUACGUCCCUGCCGAAGACCGCUCGGCCAAUUCGCGUCUGGGCACGGAGAUUGUGCUGCAGAAGGAGCUGGACGGGCUCGUUGUGGCUGUGCCUGAAGCCCCGCCUGUUGAAGAGUACGAGUACGAACACGAGUACGAUGAGGACGAUUACGAGUCUUACGAUGACGAGCACCAGCAGCAAGCCUAAGCCCACGGUAAACGGAGGACACCAAAGCGAGUGCGUCGAAGGAUCAGACUGGAGACAAACAAACCGACUCCAUCGCCAUAACUAACAAGAAAAGAAAAAGAAUGCAAGGUAACAAAUCGCUCUUGACGCCUGUGUCUCCGUCUAACACGCUUAGUCUUUGGGCUUUUUCUUCUGUGCAGCUUUCUUCUUCUCCAGCUCGAGUUUCGAGCGGUUCUUGAUGUCCUGGCGCUUCUUCACAACGUUGGAAUCGCGGCGUUCAGGGGAAAAUUGUCUCCUAGGCGGUGAUCCUUCAUGAUCACUAUCGUCUGUGUUGUUUCCAGUAUCAUCCCGUUCAUCGUCCUCGUCAUAGUAAUCCUCGCGAUCGUCCUCGUCAAAUUCGAUGUCCACGUACGGAUUCAUUUGUCGCUUUUCGGUUCUCGACACACGGAUGUUGUAGCGCACCUUGUCAUCGUCACUGCGUGUGUCCGAUGGAAGCCCCGCAGAAUCUCCCGAUUGUCCUGC